GCGUCUGCGUGUCCCGUGUGAAGGCUUUUUAAACAUUUUAAACAUUUGUGUUUAACUUCAUUUUUUUAAUAAAAACAUUUUUCAGGAGUCAGUGAAGAGAUUAUUGUCCCACUCACAAAACCGCUGCCGAGCGGAAGAUGGCGGUCGGGAUGCUGCUGUGACCCAGGCUGGAUUGCGAGGCCGUAUCCCAAACGGCUCGGUAUUAGACGCUUGAGUGUGCUACCUAGAGCGCGGGAUGUAUUUGCAUCACACCCUAUGUAGGGACGCUUCACAGGGCGUCAGGGAUGCGUUUGGGAUACAGCCCAUGAGCGGGUCUUCCUAGCCAGAUAGCUAGGCUGGAAAAAAACGGCACAGCAAUUAUGUUGGAGUUUUGAUGAGUUGCUGCUCGGGAAUGGUGGGGAUGGUUUUAAAAGGGGUUUUUAAACACCUUCUUUUUGUCUUCAGACAUUGUUUUUGUGCUCCUGGAGACUCGCCGGAGACUUUUCUUUGCGUUAUUCUUCACAUUCACAUUACGGCUAGUUCUCCUGUACAGGGUCACUGAGACACUAAAGUGGAUUAAAAUGUCGGAUACGAAGGUAAAAGUCGCGGUCCGAGUCCGGCCCAUGAACCGCAGGGAGAUUGAGCUGAGCACCAAAUGUGUGGUGGACAUGGAGGAGAACCAGACCAUCCUUCACCCUCCACCAUCCAACUCCAAGGGAGAAAACAGGAAACAGUCCAAGGUGUUCGCAUUCGACCACUGUUUCUGGUCCAUGGAUGAGUCCAACAUCCCCAAAUAUGCAGGUCAGGAGGUGGUCUUCAGGUGUUUGGGUGAGGGGAUCCUGGAGAACGCCUUUCAGGGAUACAACGCCUGCAUAUUCGCCUACGGACAAACAGGCUCAGGGAAGUCGUACUCCAUGAUGGGGAGUGUUGAUCAGCCCGGUUUAAUCCCGCGUCUCUGCUGCUCGCUGUUCGAGAGAGUCAGCCGGGAGCAGAGCGACUCACACACCUUUAAAGUAGAAGUUUCCUACAUGGAGAUUUACAACGAGAAAGUGAGAGACCUCCUGGACCCCAAAGGGAGUCGUCAGUCUCUGAAAGUGAGGGAACACAAGGUUCUGGGUCCAUAUGUAGACGGUUUGUCUCAGCUGGCAGUAACAAGCUUCCAGGAUAUUGAGUGUGUGAUGUCAGAGGGUAAUAAAUCUCGAACAGUCGCCGCUACGAACAUGAACGAGGAGAGCAGCCGAUCUCACGCCGUCUUCAGCAUCAUCAUCACACAGACACUAUACGACCUGCAGUCUGGGAACUCAGGAGAGAAGGUGAGUAAGGUGAGUCUGGUGGAUCUGGCUGGCAGUGAGCGUGUGUCCAAAACUGGAGCAGCGGGCGAGAGACUGAAGGAGGGCAGCAACAUCAACAGAUCUCUGACCACUCUGGGCUGUGUGAUCUCGGCUCUGGCGGAUCAGUCAGCAGGAAAAGGCAAAAACAAGUUUGUCCCGUACAGAGACUCGGUCCUGACCUGGCUACUGAAGGAUAAUUUGGGAGGGAACAGUAAGACGGCCAUGAUCGCCACGGUGAGUCCUGCAGCAGAUAAUUACGAGGAGACUCUGUCCACGCUACGCUACGCCGACCGCGCCAAGAGGAUCGUCAAUCACGCCGUGGUCAACGAGGACCCCAACGCUCGCAUCAUCAGGGAACUGAGAGAGGAAGUGGAGAAGCUGAGGGUGCAGCUCACUCAGGCCGAGUCUCUGAAAGCCCCUGAGCUGCAGGAGAAGCUGCAGGAGUCUGAGAAACUCAUCCAAGAAAUGACCAUCACCUGGGAGGAGAAACUCAGGAAGACCGAGGAAAUCGCACAGGAGAGACAGAAGCAGCUGGAGAGUAUGGGAAUCUCUCUGGAGUCCUCAGGGAUUAAGGUUGGAGAGGAUAAGUGCUUCCUGGUCAACCUGAACGCUGACCCCGCCCUUAAUGAGCUGCUGGUUUAUUAUCUGAAGGAGCACACUCGUGUGGGAGCGGACACGUCUCAGGACAUCCAGCUGUUUGGAAUCGGGAUUCAGCCAGAGCACUGCGUCAUCGAUAUCGCUCCCGACGGAGAUGUCACACUCUGUCCUGUAGAGAACGCCAGAACAUGUGUGAAUGGGACUGUAGUUUACUCCACGGUGCAUCUGUGGCACGGAGAUCGCAUCUUAUGGGGCAAUAAUCACUUCUUCAGAGCCAACUUUCCGAAGCGUAAGCGCCGUGACCGUUUGAAGGAUUUGGAGCGUGAGUCUCCCCGCUCCAGUUUCGUGGACGUGGACGUGGAGACGGCGAGCGAGGCUUCAUCUGAACAGGACUACAACUACGAGUUCGCUCAGAUGGAGGUCAUGAUGAAAACACUGGGGAGUAACGAUCCGAUCCAGAAUGUGGUUCAGGUUCUGGAGAAGCAGUAUCUGGAGGAGAAGCGCUCGGCGUUAGAGGAACAGCGUUUGCGUUAUGAGCGAGAGCUCGACCUUCUCCGCCAGCAGCUCUCUCCAGAAAGACCCUCCCAGCACCACCAGCGCAGUAACAGUGACCGCCUCACCUUCCCCACACACACCUCACACAGCAAGCUGCGCCUGUGGACCGAGGAGAGGGACGAGUUGUUCCGGCAGAGUUUGUCUCGACUGCGAGAGCAGGUGGUUCGCGCUAACACGCUUGUGCGAGAGUCUAACUUCCUGUCGGAGGAGAUGGGCAAACACACCGACUACCAGGUGACUCUGCAGAUCCCCGCGGCGCACCUGAGCGCCAAUCGCAAGCGCGGAGCCAUCGUGAGCGAGCCGGCCAUACAGGUGCGCCGCAAAGGUAAAGGCACACAGGUGUGGACCAUCGAGAAGCUGGAGAACAAACUGGUGGACAUGAGGGACCAGUACAGGGAGUGGAAGGAAGGAGGACACAACACGCCCGUGAAGCCCCACAGCAAGCAGGCCGACCCGUUCUACGAAGCUCAGGAGAACCACAACCUGAUCGGCGUAGCCAACGUUUUUCUGGAGUGCCUGUUUCACGACGUAAAGCUUCAGUACGCAGUUCCCAUCAUCAGCCAGCAGGGGGAGGUGGCGGGUCGGCUGCACGUAGAGCUGAUGCGAGUGUGUGGGGCGGUGCCCGAGCGGCUGGUGGGUGGAGAUGACUCUUCUGAGAAUUCGAGUGAGAGCAGCAGCUAUGAGGUGAUGGACAACAACGGAGAGAUCGUCCACAUGGCCAAGAAACUCACCUGCAGGGUCCGGAUCCGUAAAGUGACUGGUUUGCCUCUCAACCUGUCCAACUUUGUUUUCUGUCAGUACACGUUCUGGGAGCAGGCAGAGCCCGCUGUGGCCCCGCCCAUGGUCAGUCCAGACACACCCACUUCACGUACUGCAGACGCACAGUUUACUGUAUUGUUUGAUCACUGCAAGGACUAUGUGGUUCAUGUCUCUGAUGAGUUUGUGGAGUUUAUCUCAGACGGCGCGCUGGCCAUCGAGGUCUGGGGGCAUCGCUGUGCUGGUAACGGACACGCCCACUGGGAACUGAACACACUGCAGGCCAAAACACGCACACUCCGGGACAGGUGGAGCGAGGUGUCGCGCAGGAUCGAGUUGUGGGUCUCCAUACAGGAGCUGAAUGAGCAGGGUAUGUACUCAGCUGUGGAGCUUCACCCCAACAGAGACAUCAGCACCGGGGGUGUGUUCCAGCUGCGACAGGGUCACUCUCGGAGGCUGCAGGUGUGUGUGAAGCCGGUGCAGCACUCGGGGACGUUGCCGCUGUUAGUGGAAGCCAUUCUGUCCGUCUCUAUCGGCUGUGUGUCCGCUCGAUCCGCUAAACUACAGAGAGCCCUCGACAGCUACCAGAGGGAGGAGGAUGACGAUAUGGAUAGUUAUCAGGAAGAGGAUCUGAACUGUGUGCGUGAGCGCUGGUCCGAGGCGCUCAUCAAACGUCGUGAGUAUCUGGACGAACAACUGAAGAAGAUCAUGAACAAAUCAGAGAAGUCUGAGGAGGAUGUGGAGAGGGAGGCGCGGUUAGUGGAGCAGUGGGUGGGGCUUACUGAGGAGCGCAACACUGUGUUAGUCCCAGCACCUGGCAGUGGCAUCCCUGGAGCUCCUGCUCAGUGGGCACCCCCUGCAGGCAUGGAGGCUCACAUCCCUGUUCUGUUUCUGGACCUGAAUGCUGAUAAUCUGACCGCGAGUGAACAGCUGACCGGGUCUCACGCCGCUGGGGUCAACUCCAUCCUCCCUAAAGAACACGGCAGCCAGUUUUUCUACCUUCCUAUCAUCAGACACAGUGAUGAUGAGGUGUGUGUGACCUGCUCCUGGGAUUCGUCCAUCCAUGACUCCAUCUACCUGAACCGAGUGACCACUCCCGGCGAGCGUAUCUACCUGAUCAUCAAAGCUACAGUGCAGCUCAGUCACCCGGCCAGCAUGGAGCUCGUCCUGCGCAAGAGGAUCGCCGUCAACAUCUACAACAAACAGAGCUUCACACAGAGUCUGAAGAGGAGAAUGUCUCUGAAAAACAUGCUGCAUUCCUGUGGAGUUACAUAUGAAAUUGUCUCCAACAUACCCAAGGCGUCUGAGGAGCCAGAAGAGAGGGAGACGCUGGCAUUAAUGGCGGCACGCAGUGAAGCAGAGGAGACGCAGGAUGGAGAGACGUACAUCGAGAAAUACACGAGAGGAGUUCUGGAGGUGGCAAAUAUCCUGUGCCUCGAGAGACUGCGACAGGCAGUGACGGUGAAAGAAGCGCUCUCAGUAAAGAGCAGACACAUACGGAGAAGCCUGAGCACUCCCAACGUCCAGCAUACCUCAUGUUGUAAGUCAGAUGUGAUGGCGUGUGGUGAAGAUGGAGAAGUCCUGAAAGCUCACUGUGAGGUUCAGCAGGAUGCCUCGGAUUGCUCUCAUCACGAGACGGGGGUCUCCAUGGCAACCACGAAAGACACUCCUAUCAAAACCAAGGACAAUCACGGCUCAGUUCCGGAGAGUCCGGCGUUCUUCAACUCGAGUCCGUUUAAAGCACUCUCUCCUCAGCCGCCCAAGUUCCUCAAAUCCCUGAUGCCUGUUCGGGAGGAGAGCAAAGCCAAGCGUGUCCUGGAGGCUCGGCCUCUGCUGGGGCAGGAGAGCAUGCGCUGGCUAGUGGCUCGAGGUGGCCCCUGGCUCCGCCCACGGGCUCGGAGUGAGGGCCACUGCAGCACAACAAACCAAACCCACCUCAGAGUUGCCCCUACACACACUGCUGAUUCGGAAGAGGAGGAGCCUGAGCUGGAGCGCUGCACUGUUCCCGCCUCAGCUUCUCUUCGUCACUUCCGAACGUACAUCCCUGAGGACUUCGCCAACUUCGAGAUCUACAACGCCAGCCUGUGCGGGGGCGGAGACUUGCCAUCGGGCAUGGCCUUGUUGCAUGGAAACAGAGGGGCGGAGAAGGAAGGGUCUCGCAGUCCCACAGCAAGCAGCUCCACCAGUGGAUACUUCUCCCACAGCACCUCCAACGCUACGCUCUCGGACAUGCCGUUCUCGGGCAGCGAGAGUUCAGAUCGUCUCAGUGUGGGCUCCAGAGACGCCGCCGAGCUCCAGGAGCACGCGAGAAACCCCCUGAUUGCUAAAAGUGCCUUAAACGAGGCCGCUCGCACCCACAACUCACCUUCUCACUCGAACACCAGUCAGGAGUUCACAGACUUUAAAGGCGCCGGGGACGAAUUUGGAGAAGACGAACUCAAGCACUUCGACUGGCACACAGAGACGAAACAUGCCGAAAUUUCCCCCGGACCUCCGGCACACGCAGGCACUGAUGUUCUAGAGGCAAGGUGCCACCUCCACAACGGCAGCGAGGGUCCGUCCUCAUCCUCGUCCUCUCCCGGAACGCCCCCUCACCCCGCCACGGCAGAGGACACGCCACGGAGAAACGGGGCCAGGAUUAGCCCCACCCCCUCGAGCGAGGACGAGGAGGGCGCGCCCGUGGCACAGCUGCCUGACUGGAUGGCACCUGGAGAGCAGGUGUGGGUGGGCACGAGGAGUGGCAUGGUGCACUAUGUCGGCGGAGUCGAGUUCGCCCAGGGCAUCUGGGUGGGAGUGGAGCUGGACUGUGCUGUAGGUAAACACAACGGCACAGUGCAGGGUCGAGUGUAUUUCCGCUGCGCUACAGGUCACGGGGUGUUCGUGCGUCCGGCAGGGCUCAGUAGAUCGCCCGUUUCCAUGGACACCGACCCACAGCUCCGACCCGUGCUGCUGUAGGGAACACACGCCCACUUAUUAUGGGAUGGUUUGGGUUCAGAGCUGAUGUGGAACAGGCUGCGUGUCGAUAUUUAACAUCAUAUCACGAUCAUUUUAAUCCUGCUCCAUGAGGACACGCAGCGCCGGAUUUGUCUGCAAUAACAGAGCUUCCUUCACAGUACAGGGCCGAUGUCAUGACAGUAUCGUGUGUUAAAUAUCAGCGCAUAGCAGAGCUCAUUACUGGCACAUACUUAGCGUAGACUUUCUUUAUUUCCCUGUGUAUUUUUUUAGACUAUUUAAAAAACAAAAAAAAAAGAUCCCUCUUUGAAUGUCAAAUGCACCGUUGCACAAAUUCUCCCUCACAAUAUAUCUUAGUGAUGAUGUUUAAGCUCGAACUUAACUUCAAGCCGCCUUCUGUUUUACGCCUUAUUUUUGCCACUUUGACUGAACACGGCUGAGAGGUGACACAGAUCGGCUUCAGCUGAGCUUCUGGAAAAUUCGCUGGAGUUAAGAAAGUACUACUGUUUAUUCACAUGAUUAUAUCAGGUGUUACCAAAGACGCUUGCUGUUUAAAACUGAAACCUUUUGUGUUCUUAUCGUGUGUGUGUGUGUGUGUGUGUGUGUGUGUGUGUGGUAGACGUGCCAAUAUUAUUGUUAUACACUAUGUUGCCAAAAGUAUUGGGACACCCCUCCAAAUCAUUGAAUUCAGGUGUUGUUUUUCAGGGGUUGGGCUCGGCCCCUUAGUUUCAGUGAAAGGAACUCUUAAUGUUUCAGCUUCAUACCAAGACAUUUUGGACAAUUUCAUGCUCUUUGUGGGAACAGUUUGGGGAUGACCCCUUCCUGUUCCAACAUGACUGCACACCAGUGACCAAAGCAAGGUCCAUAAAGACAUGGAUGAGUGAGUUUGGUGUGGAGGAACUUGACUGGCCUGCACAAAGUCCUGACCUCAACCCCAUAGAACACCUUUGGGAUGAAUUAGAGCGGAGACUGUGAGCCAGACCUUCUCAUCCAACAUCAGUGCCUGACCUCACAAAUGACCGCGCUUCUAGAGGAACGGUCAAAAAUUCCCAUAAACACAUUCCUAAACCUUGUGGAAAGCCUUCCCAGAAGAGUUGAAGCUGUUAUAGCUGUAAAGGGCGGGACAACUCCAUAUUACAUUCAUGUGCAUGUAAAGACAGAUGUCCCAAAACUUUUGGCAACAUAGUGUAUCUCCAUAAUCAGACCAUGUGUUUUCAUCUUUACUCACCAGACGAUUUUUACAGAUCGUCUCGUCUCCUGUGUAACAGUCAGCUGUCCUCAUGCAGUCCUUUAAACGGCAUAAACAUUCAUGCUUUCAUAAAACACAGUUAAACAAAUACAUCUCUUGUCUGAGAUUGUAAGUGUUAAGGGGUGUGGCCACACUUUAGUAGGUCACAUGACCAUACCUGCUCUGUACCUUGUCUCUCUCUUAGAAAUCUGAUUUAACUCCAGUUGCUACUCAGACACAUCUCUGUACGAGCCUGUAGUAUUACUGCCCCCUAGUGGAGAUUUAUUAUUAUUAAUAUUAUUAUUAUCAGCUAAUAGGUGUGUAAUGUAUUGCGUUUAGUGUAAGUGCUGUAUCUUACACACAGACCAUCCUGAAAUGUCAGAAGGGAUUAAAAAAUAAAUUAUUGGCACUUGUCUAGUGUGUGUGUGUGUGUGUGUGUGUGUGUGUGUGGACUGAUCCUCACUUAAGUGCCAUGUCUUUGGUUUCAGCGCCUCACACUUCUCUGAUUGUGGUUAGAAGUUUGUAAACAGGAAGUUGCUUUGUUUUCUUACUGGUUUUCUGAGUACUGUAUCUGUGUAAAGAACUUUAUUUGGGAACUGUUGCCUGAACGCUUGCACUGGAUGGAGAGACGUGUCCUGGACGCACAGAGCCUCCGGAGAGGUUCGGUAUAUGUACGGAGAGAGAGCUGCGGCUCUGACACAUUGAAAGCGGCGUGGUCAGUGCCCUUGUGUGCACAGGGCCGUGCUCGGACUUCACCGAGGACACAACGCCAGCGCCGUUGGACUCAUUGGUCUCUUUUUAACUGCAACAGCUUUUCAGUUUGUUUUUGUUUUUGACUAAUGAGUAAUAUUUUCUUACUUUGUAACCGCAUGUGCUGAGAAGCGUUUUUAUAAUCCGUCACGUCGCUCGCUUCGUUCCUUUAUCACUGUUUUGCGUUCGAUCACGGCGUAACACGUGACAGUCUGCUCGUAAAGGACACAUUACAAAGCUGCCUUUUGUAAAAACAAGCUGAUGUAAUGACGCUGGCAAUAACAACACUGUGUGUUAAUAUAUCACGAUCAGAUCGUAUAACUGAUAAUCAGCACAUGCCUUAUUCCUUUUAUACUCAUGCAACUAAAAACCAAUAUAUUUUUAAAAAGGUGUCAGGACGAGGAGAGACGGACGCACGGCUCGAGGAGUCAGUGUGAGAUUUAUCUGGCUGAAAAGGACUAUCGUGGACGUGUGUUUUAAUGCUGUAACUGUGUGUGUGUGUGUGUGUGUGUGGAUGAAAGAAACCCAAGCCCUUACUCUGGAAGACAAGCUGCUCUCCUUCAUGAGGACUUGUACAUAGAGCUGUAUUUGAACCUAUAUGAUGUACAGAACUGUAUUUAUAUUGUAUCAAGAAAGAAAUGGGUACAGAGAUCUUCUAGAAUACAGAACGUUUACAGUUUA
This is a messenger RNA of Hemibagrus wyckioides, 8829 nucleotides long. RefSeq names its product kinesin family member 13A (gene kif13a). The record is from RefSeq and is a predicted model, not a curated record. Lineage: Eukaryota; Metazoa; Chordata; Actinopteri; Siluriformes; Bagridae. Bases 561 to 6173 code for a protein of 1870 amino acids. The transcript is spliced from 40 exons. Gene Ontology annotation, molecular function: microtubule binding; ATP binding; microtubule motor activity. Gene Ontology annotation, biological process: microtubule-based movement; regulation of protein localization. Gene Ontology annotation, cellular component: adherens junction.